Molecule: messenger RNA, 7049 nt
Organism: Crotalus tigris (Tiger rattlesnake)
Lineage: Eukaryota; Metazoa; Chordata; Lepidosauria; Squamata; Viperidae
Gene: IBTK
Product: inhibitor of Bruton tyrosine kinase
Exons: 29
Coding region: 481-4524 (1347 amino acids)
Biological process (GO): negative regulation of protein phosphorylation
Cellular component (GO): nucleoplasm; cytoplasm
Molecular function (GO): protein kinase binding; protein tyrosine kinase inhibitor activity
Source: RefSeq, a predicted model, not a curated record
GGAGGGUUGCAGCCGUGGCGGCUUCUCGGAGCGUCUCUGCCUUCUCUUUCCGCGGCCUCGUCCUGACUCGCCCCGGCGCCCUUCGGAUCCAUUGAGGAUGAGUUUCCCGGCCUUCCAGCGCGCGUCCUCCUAUGACCGUCCUAACUCCUUCAACUAGCGACUGGUCUCUCUUGCAAUUAUGGCUAUCUGAAAGAACUAGACCGAGUGGAGGGGGAGCCCUCCCCCCUCCAUUUGUUGCUUUUUGGAAUUAUAUUUUUUCUGGACAGUAAUAAUAUAUUUUAUAGAUUAAAACUGAGGAAAUGAAUUCUGAAUUUAUAUUGGUAAAGUUAUUUAUUUUUUUAAGUAUCAAGUCUUAAUAGCACAAAGAUUCCCACGGAAGCUGCCCGAAAGGUGGAAAUCAUGAACUUCUUGUGAAGAAAGAACAAAGGGAGAAUUUGCAGGGCCUUGUCUUGCGUAAAUGAACAGUUCAGUGGGGAAAAGAUGAGUUCUCUGGUGCCUGAUUGUACCUCAAAGUGUCGUUCAUUACAGCAUGCUUUAGAUAUUGUUUCCGCAGUGACCCAGGGAAGUGAAGGUCAAAUCAAAGCCUUCCUCACUUCUCACUGCUAUAAUGCCGCAACAAGCAAGGAUAUGUUUGGCAGGAAUGCCCUCCAUAUUGCCUCCUCCUGUGGUAAAAAAGGAGUGCUAGACUGGCUGGCAGAAACAAACGGAGUGGAUUUGUUGGCAAAAGACAAGGAGUCGGGAUGGACAGCUUUGCAUCGUGGCAUUUUCUAUGGUCAUAUAGAUUGUGCAUGGUCAUUACUAAAGCAUGGUGUGAACUUGUAUGCUCAGGAUAAAGAAGGCUUGUCUGCUUUGGAUCUAGUUAUGAAAGAUAGGCCAGCCUUCGUUACCUUCAAGAAUACAGAUCCCACAGAUGUCUACACUUGGGGAAUCAAUAUCAAUUUUACUUUAGGCCAUGGUGGUCAGCAGAAUAGACAUCAUCCUGAGUUGGUGGAUCUCUUUCCUCGAAAUGGGAUUUAUAUUAAACAGGUGGUACUCUGCAAAUUUCAUUCUGUGUUCCUUUCCCAGAAAGGACAGGUUUACACCUGUGGGCAUGGUCAAGGAGGUCGCUUGGGGCAUGGUGACGAACAGACUUGCUUGAUUCCUAGACUGGUAGAAAGCUUGGUGGCUCAUCAGUGUUCUCAAGUGGCAGCAGCUAAAGAUCAUACGCUUGUACUAACAGAAGAUGGGUGCCUCUAUGCCUUUGGCAUCAAUACUUUUCAUCAACUUGGUAUACAUCCUCCUCUUCCUAACUGCAGUGUUCCCAGACAGGUGCAAGCAAAAAAUCUUAAGGGAAGGACAGUGAUUGGUGUGGCUGCAGGGAGAUUCCAUUCAGUAUUAUGGACCAAAGAAGCAGUCUAUACAAUGGGACUGAAUGGUGGACAAUUAGGAUACUUGCUAGAUCCUAAUGGAGAGAAGUGUGUAACUUCUCCUCGCCAAGUCUCUGCUCUACAUCAUAAGGACAUCAAUAUGUCCUUUGUCACUGCAAGUGAUGGUGCCACAGUUUGUGUUACUGAAAAAGGAGACAUCUAUUUGCUUAGUGACUAUCAGUGCAAGAAGAUUGCUUCCAAGCAACUAAACCUAAAAAAGGUUCUUGUAAGCGGAGGGCAUUUGGAUUACAGAGUGAAUCCUCAACAUCUUAAAGAAAAUGGAGGGCUGAGGAUUUAUAUUCUUGCACUGGAUCAAGCUGGAAGAGUGUUGUGCUGGAAAUCUGCCAACAGUUCAAUGAAGCAGUGCCGGUGGAUCUAUGGCCGCCAAGUGUAUAUGUCUGAUAUUUUUCUAAAUAAGAAUGAAAUUAUGUUUGUCACACGGGAUGGUGAAGCUUUUAAGGGAAAAUGGAUGGAUGGGAACAGACCUUCAGAAAAGAAAGAUAUUGUGUCAAAUCUUCAGAAUUCUUCAAGUGAUAUCUCAUCCUAUGAUGCAAAUAAUGCAUAUGAACGAAUACAACUUGAGAAACUUGCUUUUGUGCACAGAGCAGUCAGUAUUACAACAGAUCCUAAUGGAUGUAAUUUUGCUGUUUUACAGUCAGAUCCCAAAACAAGUUUGUAUGAAAUUCCCAAUGUGUCAAGAUCCGCCAUUACUGAAGAUUUUGGAAAGUUGUUGAGAGAAGCUGAAAUUAUGGACACCAUCCAUGAUGUUACUUUCCAGGUUGACACUCGGACAUUUCCUGUGCACAAAUACAUGUUGGCAAUGCGCUCUGAUUUUUUCCGGAAACUCUUUGUAUCGGACUCAAAUUGGUUAGAUUCUGCUGACCUUUAUCGUAAAGAUAAAGACGAAGUUGGUUGUGAUUUCUUUGUGAUGGAGAAACUUCAUCCAGACUUGUUUAUGUACCUUCUCCAGUACAUUUACACAGACUCAUGUGAUCUGCUGAUUCAUGGCUACAGUCCCAGAAUGGUGUACAAAGAAAGAGUGGAAGAGGAUGAAGACAACUUAAUUACAAACUUGAAUAAAAUAGCUAUUCAUGGGGACGUUAAUAACAAGUCUGCAUUUGCAGUUUAUAGACGCAACCAAGUGCAGAUGAUGAAUGAAAAACAGAGAAGUAAAUCAAAACCCACUUCUAAAAAAUGCAAAGAUGUUGGAGAAGAAAUGAAUCUUGUUAAAAUGUUGCAAAUUGCUGCAAAGAAAUUUGGUCUUAGUAAUUUAAGUUCAAGGCUAGAUGGAAUCAGGAUAGAAAACGGAAGAGUUAAUGUUGUGAACAGAAAAAAUGGCAACAAACCAAAGUUCAGUCAGAAAAAAUGUUCACACCUUUGUGAUGUGACUAUCAAGUCUAAAGAUGGAAAGGAAUUCCCAUGCCACAAAUGUGUGCUCUGUGCUAGACUUGACUACUUUCACAGUAUGCUGAGCAACUCUUGGAUUGAGGCAACAUGUUGUGCAUCUCUAGAGUUGCCGUUCUCAUCUGAAAUCCUGCAGGUCAUCCUGGAUUAUAUUUACACAGAUGAAGCUGUUGCAGUAAAUGAAUCUCAAAAUGUGGAAUUCAUCUGCAAUGUUCUUGUGGUGGCAGACCAGCUCCUUAUGUUACGGUUAAAAGAAAUUUGUGAAGUAGCCAUUACAGAGAAAUUGACUUUAAAGAAUACUGCUGAGCUCCUGGAAUUUUCAGCCACAUAUAAUGCUGAACAGCUAAAACAGUCUUGCUUGCAGUUCAUUGUGUUAAACAUGGCAGCCAUGCUUGAAACACGAGUUCUGGAUGUUUUAAGUGAUGAAGUUUUGAAAGAUCUUUCUAUCUCUUACAGAAAAAUGAUUCCUGCUAUGGAGCGCAGAGUAAUUACUCCCUACCAAGAUGGUCCUGAUAUUAGUUCUCUGGAGCCUGAGGAAGGAGAAACCUUUGUCUUCCUAAAAGAGGAGCGGAACACAGAGCAAGCUUUGCAAGAAGCACUCCUCAAGAAAGCUAAAGCAAAGGCUAAAAAGAAACCUCGAAGACGUUCCGACAGUUCAGGAGGGUAUAAUCUGUCAGAUAUUAUACAGAAUCCACCUACAGUUCAUGUAGGAAUAUUGAAACUGGAUAAAGCUAAUUCUACUGAAUCCCUUCCUGAGAUGCUGACAUCUGAUUCUGAAGGCAGUUCUGUGGGAGUGAACAGUCCCAGAGAUUUGCAGUCUCCUGAUUUCACAGCAGGUCUCCCUACGGAUAAAACUGAGGUGAAAGAGAAAAUGGAUAUUUCAAAUACAUUUGUUUCUCCUGCCAAUAAAGAAAUAAAAAUCUGUCAUGGAUCAUCAGUGCAAAAACAUUCUCUUCCACAGAGUAUUCCUAGUAACAAAAGCACCUAUGUGAGUCCUUCCAACUGGGUUGCCAGCUCUUUUAGUCCUGCCAGUCCUCCUGCUGUUGAUUUAAGAACUAUUAUGGAAAGUGAAGAAAAUUUGCAGAAAUGUGAAGGCAUGCCAAAAAUAAAUUCAUGUAGAGCGACUUCUCAUGGAAAUAAACUUUCUCAGAAGCAAAAGAAACUGAUGGCUCUGGCUGCUAAGGAUAACAACCCAGAGAUUGUGCCAGAUGUAGUUGUGCUAUCUGCAGCUCCCAAAACUACAAAAUCAGCAACUGUGUGGGCUUCCUCACUGCAUUCUGCUUUGCCAAAAUCAUUCAGAGAUCUUCUGUUAGAAGAGAAAAAAGUAGUUGGUGCCAAUUGUGCUAACGUGAUGGAGAAUGUACCAGCUCAAAAAUGUUUGAGGUACGAAAACACCAUUGCUCUUGGAGCAGAAAGUGACUAUUCUUGUGAACCAACACCAUCAGAAAAUCAGAAUCCUUGGUUAGCAUCACCCUUAAGAAACCCGGCUGCAGCAUUGCCUAUGACAUUUGCAGAAAUUGUAGAGGAAGAACUUCAGCAAGAAGCUGCUCUUAUACGAAGUAGAGAAAAACCUUUAGCUUUGAUCCAGAUUGAAGAACGCGCUAUUCAGGAUUUGUUAAUCCACUACCAAGCAGUUGGCAACCCUGAUGAGUUUGUUGUUGUUGAAAGGUCUCCACAGGGGCCAAUUGCAGCUCCUAUGUGGAAUAAGCAUUGAUGCCCUCAUUUUAAAAAAAAAUUCUGCUGCUCAUAAAUGUGAGGUUAUUUGUUGUUUGCAUGGACAUGCUGAUUCUAAAGUAAGAAUGAGGAUAGUAAGAUAAUGUCACCGCUUUUCAGUACAGUAUCUGUUUUGAAAUGUGCGAUUUCUUUAUCAAAUUGCUGUACUAGAUUGUGCUCAUUUACCAGAUGCUUUUUACUCGCUAUUUGGAGUUGAAAAAUAUUACAUAGGGUUAAAGUACACAGGUCAUGUACUUCAUAUAAUUAGUUGUCAAUAAUAAGUACCAUAUUUCCAGUUGGCAGCAAUUGAUUUCUCACACUCAUGUAUACCUGUGAAAUGAAUGGGACUAAAAAUGAUCAACAUGGAUUUCAGAUCAUUUAAAAAUGCUUUUGUAUGUAAAAGGAAGAAAAAUCGUGGUGUUAUAGAAACGGGUAUUUGAUGUCUGUAUGUUUGUGGAAUUAUAGUCUUUGUUUUACUGGACAGUGCUCUUAACUCCAUGCCUUACAGGAAUGCAAGCGCUUACAUAGUUAUAAGAAUGUUGAUGAUGAUGAUGAUAUUACUUACUACUAGUUCUGUUAUUACUAUUAUUACUAAUUUCUUCUGAAGCUAAUUUUCAGAUGAGGUCUUACCUUUCAGGAAAGAUGGAAGCUACGUAUUAAAGCUUGAAAGGAAAUGGGACAACUUAUUUCAGCAUCUUUCAGUCUCAAAUAACUUUUAGAUGUUUGGGCUUCAGUUCCCAGAAUUAUCAAGCCAGCACAGGGAAUUCUGGGGGUUGAAGUCCACACAUUUUAAAAGUUGCUGAUAUUGAGAAGCGCUGACAUAAAUAUAACAUCUAAUACUGGGUCUUCAAAGCCUUGAUUGCGGUAUGGGUUUUGGUUGCUCAAAAGCUUUUCUGCAAAGUCUAGAAAAUGAUGUAAAUUAUGUCUGAAGUUGGGAGAAGGGCAGGAUGAUUUCUUUCCAUUAUUUCAGAUUCUUCCAUAGUCACCUAUGACCACAGUGGACUUCCCCUCCUGACCACUAAUGGUCCUUGGAAGAAAUAAUUUUUAUCCAUAAUCAUGUAUUUCUGUCUAAUGGUGUGUGAUUGAAGCAUAAAAAUAACUCUUGUCAACAGAGCUGCCCUAAAGAGCAAAGAGCAAGUUCCAACAGGCAAUCUCAAAACAGCAGUUCUUACCUUCUGUGUCAGUGUGAGAAAUUCUGAGCGUGUUUAUUGUACUUACGCAGGAUCCAAGCACAAUGGGUAAAAUGAAUUUAAUUUCAUUUGCAACCCUAAGAUUAGAAUUGAAGAAGCUCUUGAAUGCUCUUCUCAAGUGAUGUUUUUUCCACGGGCUAUCUCUUCACAAGAUAUCUUCACAAAUAAUAGCUUUGGCACGGAUCAGGCUUUCUGCAGAAAUCCUUUUUCUUUGUGUGUGAAAAAGAAAAAGUUCAUUCUAGAUGUGCUUAUCUGGUUGCUUAUAAAAACUGUAUUGACAUGUGUUAUUUCUUCUAAGUAGUCCACUUUCCUCAUGUAGUAUAGCUUUUUUUUUCUUAUAUUAGUUUUUUUUAAGUGUUCAGUUAUAAGGUCCACCUUUUCAAUAUGCCGUGGUGAACUUAAGUGGUGCAAAGUGCUUUGGAUUGGAAACAGUUGUUUUAGUUACAAAACCAGCUGAAAAACAUUUUCUGAUGCUGAUCUUCUGAGAGUCCAAGCUCUGAGCUAUGUCAGUGUCAAAAUACUUCAGCUGAUGUUGAAAUGACUAUUGGAAACUCAAAAUGGGACAUUUCAGAUCUGAAUUAUUUUGGACACCACUAGGGUGUACUAAUGACAUAUUCUUAUUCAUCAUAACUUUCAUUAAUUUUCACAUUUUCUUUCAAACACAAUAAACUGUGUUCAGUUGUGCAGUAUGGCGAUAACUGUCUUUAAAAAAAAAGUUUCUCAUCCCAAAGUGGAAAAUGGGCAGUUAGAACUUUGGGUAACUCUAAAGUCAUGAAUAGUACUUUGGGUUCAGAGUUAAUCACUAGAUUUCUAAGCACCAUGGAGCUUGGUGUAAUGAUUACAAGUGAAUUAUAGUUUUGUCAUUAUUAAACCAUUCUACCUAAGUGGUUCACAAGUGGGUAAAUAUCCAUUAUUUCAAGAUAAAACAUUUACUUAGCAUCAGAACAAUAAAGUGUGUUUUUUACAUUGACUGUAAAAUUCAAGAGUUGCAGGGCAUACUUUCCAAGAUAAUCUGUAGGUAAUUUAAAUAUUUAUUCCCAGAAACUUCUCAUUAAAUGUAAGAUUCCCUAAGAAUAAUUCUAGAUGUAUUAAUUGAUUUUCCCUAUAAAUUGGACAAUUAGUUGUCUGUAGUAACCAAUAAUCUCUUAAAAAUUACUGUCAGCCUUUUUUUCAGCUUGCAAACUGCCACACCUUUAUUUUAGAAAAUGCCCAAUUGUAAUUUUUCUGGUUGUCACAGUGUGAAAGCACUUUCAUGAAAAAAAAAAAUGCUCUUUUUUUCCUCAAAAGGUAUACACUUUUUCAUAUCCACUUUGGAAAAUAAAAAUAUUAUUAUGUA